CUUCGCCUCCAGCCCGGACGCGCCCGGGCGCCGCUGUUGCCCGGCUGAGUCACGGGCCGGGCUGGGCGCGUGUGGGAAGGGGCGGAGCAGUCCGAGGGCGCUCGGCGGGGUUCGGCCCGGGCCGCAGGUGACCCGGACGGCCUCGCCGCCCGCAGCGUCCGAGCCCGGGUGACCCUGUGCGGAGCCAGAUGCUGGGCGACCGCUGACUCGCUGGAGAAGGGCGGAGCGCGCGGGUGGUCCCCGGCCGGCUGACUUCGGCGCCGCGCGCUCCGGGCACCCCAAGGUACAAACUCCAGCCGCGUCGAUCAGGCACCCAGCCUCUCCCAGUCCCUCUGCUUUCUUUGUUCCACUAAGGGAACUGGCUACUGCUCCGGAGGACAAGACCACCGAGGAUGGCUGUGGAGAGAAAGCUGACGGUUUAGCAGAACACUUGGCAUGUGAUCAACUCCUCACAAUGAAGGCUCCCACCGUGCUGGCACCUGGCAUUCUGGUGCUGCUGUUGACCUUGGUGCAGAGGAGCCAUGGGGAGUGCAAGGAGGCCCUAGUGAAGUCUGAGAUGAACGUGAACAUGAAGUAUCAGCUCCCCAACUUCACGGCAGAAACCCCCAUCCAGAAUGUCGUCCUACACGGCCAUCAUAUUUAUCUCGGAGCCACAAACUACAUUUAUGUUUUAAAUGACAAAGACCUUCAGAAGGUAUCUGAAUUCAAGACCGGGCCCGUGUUGGAACACCCAGAUUGUUUACCUUGUCAGGACUGCAGCAGCAAAGCCAAUUCAUCAGGAGGGGUUUGGAAAGACAACAUCAACAUGGCUCUGCUUGUUGACACAUACUAUGAUGAUCAACUCAUUAGCUGUGGCAGUGUCAACAGAGGGACCUGCCGGCGGCAUGUCCUUCCUCCUGACAAUUCUGCUGACAUACAGUCCGAGGUUCACUGCAUGUUCUCCCCAGAAGAAGAGUCAGGGCAGUGUCCUGACUGUGUAGUGAGUGCCCUUGGAGCCAAAGUCCUCCUAUCAGAAAAGGACCGCUUCAUCAAUUUCUUUGUGGGGAAUACGAUCAAUUCCUCCUAUCCUCCUGGUUAUUCACUGCAUUCAAUAUCGGUGAGACGGCUGAAGGAAACCCAAGAUGGUUUUAAGUUUUUGACCGACCAGUCCUAUAUUGAUGUCUUACCAGAAUUCCAAGAUUCCUAUCCCAUAAAGUACAUACAUGCCUUCGAAAGCAACCAUUUUAUUUACUUUCUGACUGUCCAAAAGGAAACUCUAGAUGCUCAGAGUUUUCAUACAAGAAUAAUCAGGUUCUGUUCCGUAGACUCUGGAUUGCACUCCUACAUGGAAAUGCCCCUGGAAUGCAUUCUGACAGAAAAAAGAAGAAAGAGAUCCACAAGGGAAGAAGUGUUUAACAUCCUCCAAGCUGCUUAUGUCAGUAAACCAGGGGCCAAUCUUGCUAAGCAAAUAGGAGCUAGCCCUUCUGAUGACAUUCUCUACGGGGUGUUUGCACAAAGCAAGCCAGAUUCUGCUGAACCUGUGAAUCGAUCAGCAGUCUGUGCAUUCCCCAUCAAAUAUGUCAAUGACUUCUUCAACAAGAUUGUCAACAAAAACAAUGUGAGAUGUCUCCAGCAUUUUUACGGACCCAACCAUGAGCACUGUUUCAAUAGGACCCUGCUGAGAAACUCUUCGGGCUGUGAGGCGCGCAGUGACGAGUAUCGGACAGAGUUCACCACGGCUUUGCAGCGCGUCGACUUAUUCAUGGGCCGGCUCAACCAAGUGCUCCUGACAUCCAUCUCCACCUUCAUCAAAGGUGACCUCACCAUUGCUAAUCUAGGGACGUCAGAAGGUCGCUUCAUGCAGGUGGUGCUCUCUCGGACGGCACACUUCACUCCUCAUGUGAACUUCCUCCUCGAUUCCCAUCCUGUAUCUCCAGAAGUGAUUGUUGAGCAUCCAUCAAAUCAAAACGGCUAUACAUUGGUUGUCACAGGAAAGAAGAUCACCAAGAUUCCAUUGAAUGGCCUGGGCUGUGGACAUUUCCAAUCCUGCAGUCAGUGUCUCUCUGCCCCUUACUUUAUACAGUGUGGCUGGUGCCACAAUCAAUGUGUGCGUUCUGAUGAAUGCCCCAGUGGUACAUGGACUCAAGAGAUUUGUCUGCCAGCAGUUUAUAAGGUGUUCCCCACCAGUGCACCCCUUGAAGGAGGAACAGUGUUGACCAUAUGUGGCUGGGACUUUGGAUUCAGGAAGAAUAAUAAAUUUGAUUUAAGGAAAACCAAAGUUCUGCUUGGCAAUGAGAGCUGUACCUUGACCUUAAGCGAGAGCACGACAAAUACGUUGAAAUGCACAGUUGGUCCCGCGAUGAGUGAGCACUUCAAUGUGUCUGUAAUUAUCUCAAACAGUCGAGAGACAACGCAAUACAGUGCAUUCUCCUAUGUAGAUCCUGUAAUAACAAGCAUUUCUCCGAGGUACGGCCCUCAGGCUGGAGGCACCUUACUCACUCUUACUGGGAAAUACCUCAACAGUGGCAAUUCUAGACACAUUUCAAUUGGAGGGAAAACAUGUACUUUAAAAAGUGUAUCAGAUAGUAUUCUUGAAUGCUACACCCCAGCCCAAACUAUCUCUGAUGAGUUUCCUGUGAAAUUGAAGAUUGACUUGGCUAACCGAGAGACCAGCAGCUUCAGUUACCGGGAAGACCCCGUUGUCUAUGAAAUCCACCCGACCAAAUCUUUUAUUAGUGGUGGAAGCACAAUAACGGGUAUUGGGAAGACCCUGGACUCGGUUAGCCUCCCAAAGCUGGUAAUAGCUGUGCAUGAAGUGGGCGUGAACUACACAGUGGCAUGUCAGCAUCGCUCAAAUUCAGAGAUCAUCUGCUGCACUACUCCUUCACUGAAACAGCUGGGCCUGCAACUCCCCCUGAAGACCAAAGCCUUCUUCCUGUUAGACGGGAUUCUUUCCAAACACUUUGAUCUCACUUAUGUGCAUAAUCCUGUGUUUGAGCCUUUUGAAAAGCCAGUAAUGAUCUCAAUGGGCAAUGAAAAUGUAGUGGAAAUUAAGGGAAACAAUAUUGACCCUGAAGCAGUUAAAGGUGAAGUGUUAAAAGUUGGAAAUCAGAGCUGCGAGAGUCUCCACUGGCACUCUGGAGCUGUGUUGUGUACAGUCCCCAGUGACCUGCUCAAACUGAACAGCGAGCUAAAUAUAGAGUGGAAGCAAGCAGUCUCUUCAACUGUUCUUGGAAAAGUGAUCGUUCAACCGGAUCAGAAUUUUGCAGGAUUGAUCAUUGGUGCGGUCUCAAUAUCAGUAGUAGUUUUGUUAUUAUCCGGGCUCUUCCUGUGGAUGAGAAAGAGAAAGCAUAAAGAUCUGGGCAGUGAAUUAGUUCGCUAUGACGCCAGAGUACACACUCCUCAUUUGGAUAGGCUUGUAAGUGCCCGAAGUGUAAGUCCAACUACAGAGAUGGUUUCAAAUGAGUCUGUAGACUACAGAGCUACUUUUCCAGAAGACCAGUUUCCCAACUCCUCUCAGAAUGGAGCAUGCAGACAAGUGCAAUAUCCUCUGACAGACCUGUCCCCUAUCCUGACGAGUGGAGACUCUGAUAUAUCCAGCCCAUUACUACAAAACACUGUUCACAUUGACCUCAGUGCCCUAAAUCCAGAGCUGGUCCAAGCAGUUCAGCAUGUAGUGAUUGGACCCAGCAGCCUGAUUGUGCAUUUCAAUGAAGUCAUAGGAAGAGGGCAUUUUGGCUGUGUCUAUCAUGGGACUUUGCUGGACAAUGACGGAAAGAAAAUUCACUGUGCUGUGAAAUCCUUGAAUAGAAUCACAGAUAUAGAAGAGGUCUCCCAGUUUCUGACUGAGGGAAUCAUCAUGAAAGACUUCAGCCAUCCCAAUGUUCUCUCACUCUUGGGAAUCUGCCUGCGGAGUGAAGGGUCUCCUCUAGUGGUCCUGCCCUAUAUGAAACAUGGAGAUCUUCGAAAUUUCAUUCGAAACGAGACUCAUAAUCCAACUGUGAAAGAUCUUAUAGGAUUUGGCCUUCAAGUAGCCAAAGGCAUGAAAUAUCUUGCCAGCAAAAAGUUUGUCCACAGAGACUUAGCUGCAAGAAAUUGCAUGUUGGAUGAAAAAUUCACUGUCAAGGUUGCUGAUUUCGGUCUUGCCAGAGACAUGUAUGAUAAAGAGUACUAUAGUGUCCACAACAAGACGGGUGCCAAGCUACCAGUCAAGUGGAUGGCUUUAGAGAGUCUGCAAACACAGAAGUUCACCACCAAGUCAGAUGUGUGGUCCUUUGGUGUGCUCCUCUGGGAGCUCAUGACGAGAGGAGCCCCUCCUUACCCCGACGUGAACACAUUUGAUAUCACUAUCUACCUGCUGCAAGGCAGAAGACUCUUGCAGCCAGAAUACUGUCCAGAUGCCUUGUACGAAGUGAUGCUAAAAUGCUGGCACCCCAAAGCGGAAAUGCGCCCAUCCUUUUCUGAACUGGUCUCCAGGAUAUCCUCAAUCUUCUCCACGUUCAUUGGGGAACACUACGUCCACGUGAACGCUACUUAUGUGAAUGUAAAAUGUGUUGCUCCAUAUCCUUCUCUGUUGCCAUCCCAAGACAACAUUGAUGGCGAGGGGAACACAUGAUGAAUGAGAGGUCCACCAGCUCAUUUCCAAGAAACAGUUCUGGCCCAAACCUGACUAUCCCUUCCCCAACAGUUCUCACUGCCUGGCCUUUGGAAGGUCACUUAACGUUUGUUGUUGUUUUGUUUUGUUUUUUGUUUUGCUUUUGCGGUAACUGCACCACUAUGAGACAUUGACUUGCUAUUUCAAAUUCCUGGAUUCUAAGGAAUUUCUCAUCUGACAAUGCAACAGCAACAGAAGCAUGGUCCCCACAGGCUGGGGACCAGUGGCAACCUGCAGCUACAACACUCCUAUCUCAGCGGAGUUCUAAAUCUCAGUUCUGGCUUAAAAGUUUUAAAAAUAAGAUAUAUAUAUAUAUAUAUAUAUAUAUAUAUAUAUAUAUCCAAUACAAUGAACUUUGAAGAUUUCUCAGAAAACUCAGAAGAGACGCCCUCUUUCAGGAUAAAUGUGGUGUUCCUAGCAGGCUGCUUGUUGAAAUUCCAGUGUUUUAAAAAUAUUUUUGUUGUGUUGUAGUCGUGAACAUUUUCCAUUUCUGAUGUUGUCCACCCAUCAGGCAAACAUUCCCUUUUAAAUGUUCAUGUACACAUUCCUUCGGUUGGAAGAACAUCCACGGACAAAGCACUAUUCUUAAACUAGCAUGACAUGAGCUGUGUUUAUAAAUUAUCAGGGAUUUUAUGUAUUGUACAUAGAUGACAAUAGGAAGAUUGUUUAUUUCAAGAAAUAACUUUGUUACAGUAAAAUAUUCCUCAUUUAAAACCCAGCUGCUUAGCAAGGAGUGUUGGCUCACACCUACAAACCCAGCAUUUGGGAAGCUGAGGCAAGCAGAUUACCACAAGUUUGAAACCAACCUUGGCUACAUACAGAUGAUUUAUAUAUAGGCCAGCAUGGGUUACACUGUCUGUCUUAGCAAACAAAAUUUCAACUGUUUGAGAAAGAUUUUGUUCUGAUCUAAUGAAUGUGGACAUUUAAAUUUUUUAUCUGUUUUUUAAUGGCAACUUUGGAAAUAAGUAACUUGUGGUGAUAAAUCUUUUUAAAGGCAACUCAGUAUGUUUUUAAAGGACAAAAUAAAUUGACUGAAGGCUUUGCUACUUCCAGUCACAACCUGUGUAUAGAAGAAAGAAAGGGUCAAUGAUCGAGAACCAGACACUCUCGUUCAGGAGGAGGCUUCUCGCCUGAAACAAUUACACCCAACACUUUUGGGGAAGUCUCAUUUUUGCAUUAGGACAUAUUUUAGGUUAAACAAAAGCAUAUUUUGAAACAGACAAAAGCCAACUGAAAAUCUUGGAUGAAUAGUUACUGUGGACAGGACUUUUGACAUGUCUUGCUCUGUGGAAUUUUGUGCUUACUACUGUAUAGUGCAUGUGGCUUAGCUUACCCUAGCUGGUUUUGUCCGUGUAAACAUUGAAAGUAUUAUAUUUUUAUAGAAAUGUUUAUUUUUAAUGAUGUAAGAAAAUUUUUCCUUAGGCCGCAGAAAUCCUGCACUGUGAGCAUUUCAGAAGAGGUAUGUGAGACCCAGUUCAACGGCAGCAUGGUUUUUUAAAUGGCUGUAAGUUAUGAUAAGGAAGUGUACUGAUUGCCAGUACACUCCACCCUCAUUACGUCACCAGGACUUGAAGCCAAGGGUUAAGAGGGCAAGCUAUGACAUGGGUGUGCUCUGCUGAAACCCAAUCGUUGAACUUGGCUGUUGUUACAGGAAAAUGAUGGCAUCAACAGGUCUUUGAUGGUGGUGGAGCAUAUCAGAACACAUAAGGAACUAUAGCCCAGAUUUAUUUCAAUUCAAAUAUUACUGCUUCAUAAUUAUGAAGAGUAGUGCAAAUUUACAGAGCACUGUCAAAGACUGACAGAAAGAAAAAAAGAUCUGCUCUGUAGAAAGAAUUGUCUGCCAUUACAGGGUCAAGAAAAUGAAUGCGCCAAGAACAGUAAGAGCUGUGGAAGACACCCAUACCUGUAUAUACAUGCUCGAGAAAGCUGUAAUGUGAAAAUCAUGUUCUCUAUUUAUGACUCUUCCUAGGGCAAUGUGUCUGGACAGAUUGUAAGAGUAAGUCAUUUUCCUAAAGAAUUAGAUACUCGUCACUGCCUAUACCUGCAGUUGAGCUGAAUGGUACUCCAUGUGUUAAUAAUUGUUCUGAUGAAUCAUACAGUUGAAAUAAAGUGACGUAACAUCUUGUAUACCGUGA
Mus caroli (Ryukyu mouse) is the source of this 6768-nucleotide messenger RNA. It is a transcript of the gene Met, whose product is annotated as MET proto-oncogene, receptor tyrosine kinase. Gene Ontology annotation, cellular component: semaphorin receptor complex; plasma membrane. Gene Ontology annotation, molecular function: protein binding; ATP binding; semaphorin receptor activity. Gene Ontology annotation, biological process: cell surface receptor protein tyrosine kinase signaling pathway; semaphorin-plexin signaling pathway; protein phosphorylation. NCBI's taxonomy places the organism in Eukaryota, Metazoa, Chordata, Mammalia, Rodentia, Muridae. The record is from RefSeq and is a predicted model, not a curated record.